This is a messenger RNA of Phyllotreta striolata, 608 nucleotides long. The record is from the annotation of a GenBank genome assembly. Lineage: Eukaryota; Metazoa; Arthropoda; Insecta; Coleoptera; Chrysomelidae.
GUAGCCGUUGGAAAAGGUUUCUCUUAGAAGAAAAAAAAACGAACAGAAAAGAAGUACCGAAAAUGAAAUUCCACGCCGCCCUGUGUCUGACGGUACUGCUCUGUCACACCGUCUGCGGUGAUCCCUUUCAUCGCCAUCGUCAUUCCAAACGAGACUCCAACUAUCAGGAGCUCGAACGGUACUUCAACAGUUUGGUCGAAAGAGAACAGCACCCGGCAUUAGCCGCUAGCCAAAACCAAGCGGACAUCAGCGAUUUGGAGGAUCUAUUGGAGAGGUACGGAGUGGACGCGAACGAGGACGAGGAGAGCGUGAAGCAGUACGACCAAGAUUUCCUCGAUCGGUACACCUCCGAUUUGGAAGCCGACGAGCAGAACGACAAGAAAAUCGUCUACAAUACAAGAUUGAGCUACGCAAUGCCGCUGGUACGACCGCAGGGUGGAAAUAAUGGCCGUGUAAAGGGGGGAGUUUGGAGGGAGGAGAACCACCAGCCUGGUCGGUACCACGCGAACCAAGCGAGGAGGAACUUCCGGGAUUUCCGGCCGUGGGGACGAGAAGGGGAAAACUUUAGGUACUAAAUGUAAGUACUAAUUCGGGAUUCUUAAUUGUUG